AUGGAGAUCCAGCAGACGCCGAAUGCCCAGAAUGGCACAUCAAACGGCAAACUAAUGUCCAUGCCUGAGCUUCCUCAUGUCACGAAUAAUAUAAUACCGCUUUCCAAUGUAUUGCGGUUUUACACACAAGAAGCAUACAAGCAGUUGAGUCGAUUGAUUGAAAAUUUGGCCAACACGAAAACAUCAGAAAGUGACAUUCAACGAAAAAGAAAGUUCUUGGAGGUUAUUGUGUCUCUCAGGAAAGACUUCUUGAAAAUCUAUACAUUGGUCAAAUGGGCUCAAAACUCAAGAGAUGUCUCCAAGUUGAUUGACCUUUUGAACUUCUUCCGUACCCAAGAGUUCUACUUUGAGAACUUGGGCCAUGGGCUUAAUGAGCUUAAUAACUUCAGUGGAGCUAAACUCCCUGAUUCAGAUAUCUUCACUGCAUUGGAACUCUUGGUCAAGGGACGUCCACAACUACCAUCUUACAACUUCAUACCAAAACCAGCUGUCUCGCCAGAGAAGGUUUUAGAGGUCUUGAGGGAUCUUAACUUGACCUUAACGGCAAGGAUGGCUCUUAUCAGUGAUAUGCCUCUGCGGUUCAACAACAACUACGAAAUCAAGGAUGGAAGGGUCAUCAUUACCAUCCCAAACGAAUUCCAGGUUUCUAUAACUGUUGGUAAUGACCAAAUCAUUGACAAUGAACAGGAUUAUCAUAAGUCGCCAUUCUUUUUCAUCGACUUCGCAUUUCUAUUCGGUAUCAACCCGGAUACUGGCUUGAUUACGCAUAAGGAUAGCAGGAUAAUAACGAGGCUCCCAGAAUCGUCAAGGGGCAAGUUAGAGACGGCAAUGAACCAGGUUCUUCUUGUUCAAUCUCUUUCUGGACUUUAUGAUUCCCUUCACAAGUACUCCAUUUCAUUCAAGCUUUACCUCAUUUCUCGUCAACUAAGGGACCUAUCAGUUCAAAGCAAAUGGAAGAAUAACAUACAAUUCAAGUAUUCUUCCUCCUUAAUUAUCAUCAACUACUGGUCAAACAAUUAUUUCUCCAAAGAUUGGAAGUCGUUCAUUGAAAUUGGCAUUGACAAGAAAUACAACUUGAACUUUAGAUGGUUCAAAAACGGCAAGUACAACCUUAAUCACAACAUCGAGAACAUUACAGGAAAUGAUGAGGACGAUGUCCAGGAUUUGAGUGUUGACUGGAUUCUUAGCCUUAUCAUCAACAAACAUUCAGAAAUUCUCAUGCAAAAAUAUUCGAGCAAUUACUGGCACAGUUACCACCAGACGCGUAAGUCUACUAUACUUGCUAUAAAUCCACUCACGGGAUUCUUCUAUUUCAUGGACCCGUCCCCAAUUCAAGCUCUGAUUCAGAGUAAGAUCAAUAGUCCACCUAAUGCCUCCAAAACGUCCCAGUUCAUCAGUGAACGAGAAAUUAUAACCAAUGUGGUGAACCACUUGAUCCAACUCAGACUUGAAAGUCUCAGCGAGUCUUUAAACAACCAGUUGAUAACCACUGAGUGGAUCGCUAACGAUAUCAUCAAACUUAAUGAUGGUGAAGUCAGCAAGCUAUAUGAUUCGUUAACAGCUGAUAAUGUUGAUGACUCCGAAAAAGCAGGUGCACCCAAGAAGGUCCAGUUUUAUAGAUGUCGCAAUUGGCCAACCUUCUCCUUCCUUAUCAGUAUGAUAAGUGGUGUUACCUUGAAAACUUACUGGUGGGUCGCUCGGCUUAAGUCCAUUAAGGGUGAAUGGAAGAUUCAGUGGAUGCAAAUUCUAAAACCACUGGAUCAAGGCGAACCAACCUAUCUGUUCUUCAAAAAUCUUUCUAAAUCGGGUUCCAACUUGAUUGUUGAUCAUAUCAUUGUUGAGGAGUUACAAGCACGCAAGAUUAACUAUCUUAAGUUCAAUGAUGAUUCUGCUCUAGAUCAUUUCGAUCUACCAUUCACUCUUGAAAGUUCGCCAUCACGAUAUGAAUCUGUAUUUGUGCUUUUCAAUCACGGAAACCUUUUACCUGUUGCUGUUUCAUCCACGUCAUUAUUUCUCCGUGUCAUGUUGUCGUCUGAUGAUGUCUCUACUAGGAUGGGACUUUCCAUAUGGGGCUCACUCAAGAAUAUCUCACUGUCAGAUGCAGGUGUUUUAGAGAAGCUUAAAGUCAAGAUAAUCCCCGAAAAGGAGAAAUUUGAAAUUCUGACACUGAUUGACUUCUCAAGGAAGCUGAUUGAAAGCUCUGAAACUGAUGGUACCCAUAAUUUAUUGAAUCAGCUCUUCAGUCAGCUAGAGAAGGUUGAUCUGUUGGUCAAGAUGUUAUACCAGCUUAAAAAGACAGACAUUUAUGUCACUACCACAUCCGUUGACCAGCUCGCAUUCAUGAUUGAUCCAGUCUAUGAGGAAUUCCACUUGAAGCUUCCAGCAAAUGAUCAGAUGCUGCUUGAAUUAACGACUGGCGAUCAUGAAGAGGACGCUAUCAAAGUUUUGACUAAGUUCUUGAACCAACAAAUUGCGGAAUCUCAUGAUACUCUUGUCGGCUCGAUUCGUUACCUUAAGGAGUUUGCUCCGGUUAUCGGUGCCACAAAGAAGAUCCGCAAUUACUUGCUUGAGAAGUCCGUACCGAAACUACCGAACAAACUUCCCAAGUUGCAAUUUGAGAUCAAGCUACAGCAUCUUAAUUCUUUCCACUUCGUGUUUUAUCACAACAGCAGUAAUCCAAACGCCCCCAAGAAAACUCAAAAAGAUAGAAUUUCGUUUGCUAUGAGCUUUGCCAAUAAUAAGUUCGAUGCUGAAGGCAAACUUUUCUUGAAGUUUUCCAUGAAAGACAACCUCAAUUCCCAAAACUUGAAGUAUAAGCCACUUUUUGAACUAAUUUUCAAAGCUGCCAGUGAAUUGCAACUGGAAUUGCAGAAAGAUUCCGAGAGAGGUUUGUUAGUGAAACUUAACUACGACUUUUUGGUUGAUCAUCAAAUCUUACAGAAUCUCUUGAUCAAGAUCACGGAUUGCUUUUGA
Molecule: messenger RNA, 2973 nt
Organism: Candidozyma haemuli
Lineage: Eukaryota; Fungi; Ascomycota; Pichiomycetes; Serinales; Metschnikowiaceae
Gene: MED14
Product: Med14p
Exons: 2
Coding region: 1-2973 (990 amino acids)
Biological process (GO): regulation of transcription by RNA polymerase II
Cellular component (GO): mediator complex; core mediator complex
Molecular function (GO): transcription coregulator activity
Source: RefSeq, a predicted model, not a curated record